This is a messenger RNA of Mycena indigotica, 978 nucleotides long. RefSeq lists its product as uncharacterized. The transcript is spliced from 8 exons. The coding region runs from base 1 to 978 and encodes 325 amino acids. The record is from RefSeq and is a predicted model, not a curated record. NCBI's taxonomy places the organism in Eukaryota, Fungi, Basidiomycota, Agaricomycetes, Agaricales, Mycenaceae.
AUGGUCGCCGAAAUACCCCUUGUCCCCGUAAAUCUCGCGACCGUAGCCCUUGAAAGCUGCCUCUAUGGGGCAUUCAUGGUCCUCGCCAUCACUUCGAUUUCUUUGCUUCGCGCACGCAACGUCAAACUCUCUUCGCCAAUAUUCCUGGGGGUUGUCGCAAUGACUUCGACUAUUACUGCGCAUUGGAUUCUCACCGUAGACCGGUCUUUCUUGGCUUUCUUAUAUUUCGAAAACGGGACAUCUCCUCUUGGAUUCUACGGAGACCUCUCUCAGAUUACUGAGGUCGUUAAAACCGGGUUUCUCAUGGCCACCCUGACAAUCGGGGACGCACUGAUUAUUCACCGUCUAUGGAUCAUCUGGAAUCGCAAGUUUGCUGUCCUAAUCUUCCCUCUUUCGACUCUUCUGGGCCUCACCGUUUGUGGUGUUGGGAUCACUUACCAGUUCACCCAGUAUAAACCUGGACAAAAUGUUUUCUUGUCGGAAGCCGGUCGCUGGAUAACUAGCGAUGCUGUCUUCACGCUUUCUACGAAUAUUUACAGUACUGGUUUCAUUACUUGGCGUAUUUUGAAGUCCAGUCGUGCGAUCAAACCAUUUGUGGGCGAUACUAGUAACCUCAUGUCUGUACUCGGAAUAAUCGUCGAAAGCGCUGCCUUGUACACAACCUGGAGUCUGUUCUUCUUCGUCACCUACCAGUCGGGGUCCAAUCUGCAGUUCAAUGCCGUGGACUGCUGGCCGGUCAUGAGCGGGAUCUCGUGCAUGCUCAUACAUGUCCGUGUUGGUCUUGGCUGGGCGCACAAGGCAGAAAGCACCGGCAACCUCAAGUCGACAGGGGUCGUAUCGUCUGGAAUACAGCGCCCAGGCGUCGCCGUCAAUAUUUCAAGGGCUGUUCACGCCACGAGGGAUUACGACCUCCCUCUCGACGAGCUAGAUGGCAGCCAGAGUAAAUUGGGACUUCGACAGAGUAAAUUGAGUGUUUGA